Messenger RNA from Mercenaria mercenaria, 771 nucleotides. RefSeq names its product cylicin-1-like. NCBI's taxonomy places the organism in Eukaryota, Metazoa, Mollusca, Bivalvia, Venerida, Veneridae. Bases 1 to 771 code for a protein of 256 amino acids. The record is from RefSeq and is a predicted model, not a curated record. The transcript has 2 exons.
AUGGAAUUAGAAGAUGUAAGUGAGGAGGAGUUUGAUUUCUCCGAAGGGACUCCAUGUCAAGAUGAGAUAGAUUCAAGGUUAAAUAGAAGUAAGACUGAUAAGAAGAAAGAAACUGGAAGUGAAACAUUCUCGAGUGAUUCAGAGUCUACAUGUAGUACAUCAAGUGAAAGUGGCAGUGACGAUACGUCAGAAACAGAAAGUACAAAAUGCAAAGAUGAAGAACGUGUUAUUAAAACAAACAAGAAUGUGGCAGCACAAGGCAAAGAUAAAUAUGGAAACCGAAAGAGUGUCCACAGUAAUCAGAAUUCUAAAACAGAAAAAAGUGAAAGGUGUGAAAAGAGGAAAGAGAAUAAAAGUGACACUGAUAGAAAUGACAAGUCCAAAAGUGGAGAAAAAGUUCCCAAUAGUGCAAAAGUUAGUAAAGGCAAAGAGGUUGAAUACAAGGUCAGGGACUUAGAAAAAGCAGAAAAUAGUGAACCAAAGAGUUUAAAUACGGACAAAGAUAAGAUUAGGAAAAAGGAAGAUAGAGAUAACAAAAUCGAACAUAUAAAAAGCAAUGGAAGUUCAAAAUCAUCAAAGCUGACAUCAGAAAAGAACACUGGGAAUCAUCCGGAAAGUAGUAAGUCCGAUAAAGCACAGACAAAGGGUUGUACAGAGAAUAGUAAGGAGAAUGAUGAUAAAAUACUGAAAAGAAAAACUACACUAAUGAGAAUAAGAAAAGGCAGGAGGAUCAAGAGAAUAGGGAAGGAGAAAUUCACAGAGGAAAGAUAA